ACGUCACCCUGACGUCACCGCGUCACAAGACAAACAACAUGGCUUCCUACCUGGUGUUACAUGUUUACCUCUAGCUGUCGUCAGCUGCUAAACGACGAAGUUCAAUGUAUAAUUAUAAUUAUAAGUAGUUUGGCUCCUGUUCUUGUAGGCACUGGUACAUGGAGCUUCACUGAGAACAAGCUGGACUAAAGGUUUAAGGUUAUUUAUCUAGAUAAAGUCAGUCAGGUGAUUUAAACAACCAUGGCCUCGGCUUUUGUUGUUGGGGAUAAAUUCAGAAACAUGGUGACGGAGUUGUUAGAGGACACUGACUCGUCUCUGCCUCAGAGACUGAGAGAGGAACUGGAGGAGACUCUUGGAAAAGCAGAACCAACAACACUGUCCUUCAGUACAGCGAGGACACUGAAGACAUACCUGCAGGACAAAGGGCAUCCUUUCUACCUGCAUGAGUUCCUGGAGGACAGCUCACUGCACCUGCCUGAGGUUGUGAAGCCUCCCAGAAACCCAGAGCUAGUCGCACGUCUCGAGAGGAUCAAAGCCAAACUGGCCAAUGAGGAAUACAACAGAAUCACACGUAAUGUCAACACUCAGGAACUCAACCGCAGUGGAACAUUAGCAGAUAUGGGACGGCAAGUGCGAUCAGUCAAAGCAGUGGUGGCGACGGUUUUCAACUUCCUUGUCACAGUGGUUGCUGCUUUUGCCUGCUCGUAUAUGGGCAGUCAGUACCUGUUCACGGACACGGCAGCGCGAGUGCUAGCGGCUGUGAUCGCUGCGUCUGUAGUCGGGCUGGCUGAGCUGUAUGUGCUAGUCCGGACCAUGGAGGGGGAACUAGGAGAACCAUAGCGGCGGCUACACAAAAAAAAAACGAGGGAAACACAAAAGCAGUGAACUGCAUCAGCCCUCAAUGUAGAACUUUGGCGACCCCACCGAGACUACUGAUUCAGAACAGACAGCUCACUCAGCCAUGAAAACCUUGAAGACUUAUUGUUUUUGUUAAACAGGAAAAUUGGUGGAAAUUUUGUGUUAAGUUACUGAUAAUUAACCAAGUGAUACUGCAAUCACUAAAUGGAAGCUGGAACAUCACAAGAAAGCAAAUUCGUUCAAAUUAACUGAAUAUCUGUUCUUUGACUUUGUCAAAUACUACUGCUUUAUCUGACGUUCCACCUGCCUGGACUUUGUUUUUUUUGUUUUUUGAUCAAAUCAGAAUAUGAAUGAUAUUUCUUAUUUAUUUACAGCUAUUUUCUAUUUCAAAUUUGUCCUAAAACUACAACCUGAAAAUAAAUGUUCAUUUACUCGUGAUUCCUUCCAUUCUGUUCUCAGAUGUAAUCAUAUUUGUGUUCAAUAAAAUCAUCAGCACUAACUAGAGCUAAUUCAUAAAGUUGAUAAUCCUCUAGUUAUUGUUACCUUCCCCAUGAA
This is a messenger RNA of Sebastes umbrosus (honeycomb rockfish), 1413 nucleotides long. RefSeq names its product transmembrane protein 199 (gene vma12). Gene Ontology annotation, cellular component: endomembrane system. Bases 241 to 840 code for a protein of 199 amino acids. The record is from RefSeq and is a predicted model, not a curated record. NCBI's taxonomy places the organism in Eukaryota, Metazoa, Chordata, Actinopteri, Perciformes, Sebastidae. The transcript is spliced from 6 exons. Gene Ontology annotation, biological process: vacuolar proton-transporting V-type ATPase complex assembly.